This is a messenger RNA of Mya arenaria, 1778 nucleotides long. RefSeq names its product cytochrome P450 2D28-like. The record is from RefSeq and is a predicted model, not a curated record. The coding region runs from base 24 to 1553 and encodes 509 amino acids. Lineage: Eukaryota; Metazoa; Mollusca; Bivalvia; Myida; Myidae. Gene Ontology annotation, molecular function: monooxygenase activity; oxidoreductase activity, acting on paired donors, with incorporation or reduction of molecular oxygen; heme binding. The transcript is spliced from 6 exons.
CAUAAUCGAACUAUACACUCAAAAUGCUUGUGUUAUACUUCAUUUUCGUUUUAUUAGCAACAUACUGGAUUUUCAAAAGAUCAAAUUAUUCUGUUAAGAAAGCACCCGGUCCAAAAGGUCUUCCAAUCGUAGGGAAAGGUCUGGAGUUUAACUCACAAAAUUUACUCAAGAAAUUGAAUGAACUGGCUAACGAAUAUGGGGACUUUUUUGUGGUGAAUAUGUUUGGUAUCGAUUAUUUGAUUUUAAACUCCGAGAAAGUUAUGAGAGAAGUUAUUAUGGACAAGCAUCUUAAAGCCUUUACUAACGACCGUGGACCGACGUUCUGCGGCGAGUAUGGUCAUUAUGGCAGCCAGGGAACGGCCUUCUACAAAGAAGGUUACAGCCAUGUACACAACACUAUGAGGAAAUAUAUGGUCAAAGGGCUACACUUCUACGGAGAAGACGGGAUAGAUAUGUUUGAGAAUAAAAUUUUCUCCGAGCUUGGAAAUCUCAAUGAGAAAAUGGAAAAGAUCAGGAUGAGGGGCGAUGAAGCUGAUAUGAUGGCGCUCCUGCAAAGGUCGCUGUCGAAUGUCGUCUCUAUUGCACUUUCUGGCGAGGUGAUACCGGAAGGGGACGAAGAUGAGGACAUGUUCUGGAACUUCGUCGACUCAAAUAUAUACUUCAUGGACAAUGCCCGUAGCGCCGUUCUGAUGUUCCUACCGUUGCUCCGCUUCUUGCCUGGGACAUACAAACGCAAUUGGCAGCGCCUUAACGACAGCAAAGCGAAACUCAUUAAACACUACUUUGUUGCACAGAAGAAAACCCACAUCCCUGGAAAGCCGCGUGGUAUCUGCGACGUGUUGUUUGAUGCCCAAGAAGAGGAGAAAGCGAAGGGUGACGUCGUCCUCACAGACGAAAGAGUUAUAUGUAACAUAAUGGAAACGGUCAUAGCAGGAAUAACCACGACGUGGUCCAUCCUGAGCUCUACCAUAUUCCUCCUUCUUCACCAUCCCGAGUUCCAAGACCGCCUGGCCAAGGCACUGCAGGCAAUAACAAAACAGGGCGAAGCAGUCAGAAGUGGAGACAAGGCCAAGUCACCACUCAUGGAAGCCCUUGAGUUAGAGACCCAUCGUUUGCUGCUCGUCACCCCAAUGCUUCUAACCCGUGUGUCCAGAAAGGAUGUCGAGUAUAAAGGGUACACAAUAAAUGAAGGAACGAUAAUAAUUUCUAAUGUGUGGAAACUGCAUCAUGACGAAACAAUUUGGGGAGAUCCCUGGAAAUUUCGGCCAGAACGUUUCAUCGACCAAAAUGGUGUGUUGUUACCAAGAGACCACCAAUAUAGAACAAGCUGGAUGCCAUUCGGAAUUGGCAAACGCGCCUGUCUUGCGGAACCGUUCGCCCGCGCUCGCUAUUUCCUGUACGUGGCGACUCUGCUACGCAACUGGAGUUUCUGUCCUCCAAAGGACCAGCCACUGCGGGACUAUGAUCCUCGACACCUGGAGAAUUUUGACAUUGAAUUAACACUGCGGCCCAAACCCUACCUGUGUCGCAUUGAGAAAAGAGAAUGGAACUGAACGUAAAAUGAAACAUUACAAUUUCUGAAUAUUUUAGUAGUAUAUAAAAUACAUUUGGAUUUACAAUUAAAGUUCAUGAACAUUUGAAUAAAUAUUGUUUAUUGACUAUUGUUGACAUUUUGUCAAUAAUAUUAUAGUUUUCGAUGGAUAACUUCAAGAAUUAGUUCAACCAAACACCUGUGUUUGCUUUGGUUAUCGCUAUCCUCCUGCCCCUAUGUUCUGCUU